CUAUAUGUCACAUGUGACAAUUAAUAAUAAGCAAUAAUAUGCAACUAACUGAAGUAGAGAGUACAUUUUCUAAAACAUAUUUCUCCGACGGAAAGCGCAGAAUUGAUUUUAUAUUAGUGUAUAAGCAUUCAACUGUGAGUGCGCAAGAGAAAGAGUAUAUUAAAACCUACAUAUCGAACUUGGAAAAUAAAGGCUUACACUUUGAAAUGUCCGAAGGGAUCAAAGACGACACCUUAAUGUUCGUAAAAGUGCACGGACCCAAAAAAUUACUGACCAACUAUGCCGAAGCUUUAGGUGUACCACUUGCAUGCACCUCGUUAUACUACCAAGUGGAAUCUACAACAAAAUAUGAAAUUAUGAAAACAGACAUAACAAACCCUAACAGCAUAACGUUUUCGAGAGCACUUAAGUCUUUGAAAGGGGAAAAACCUAGCAGAAUUUCCACCAUGGAAAGGGCGAUCGUCAUAAAUAAACUACUAAAUACCACACAAUUUGGACCCGAUGAAUUUGAGUGCGGAAUAUCCAAGUUGAUUAAGAAAAAAAUUUUCAUAGCCGCCUACCCUCUUCAUGCUGGUAAUUGGAGAUGGACCGAAGAAGGUCACUUGACCAAACUGCAGGUAUUAUUGGCAGAAUUCUGGGCACGUUUGAGUAUGUGGUACAAAGAGCAACCGUUGAAUUUGAUUAAAAUGUAUUUUGGGUCAGAAGUGGCGGUCUACUUUGCUUUUUGUGGAUUUUACAAUAGAAUGUUAAUUCAUGCCAGCAUCGUUGGGAUACUUUGUGUAUUUUAUGGAAUAUUUACAACGCACCAUUGGAAUUAUAAUAUUACUAAGGAACUAUGUAGUAGUGACCUCAAAAUUUGUCCACCGUACUUCACCUUACAUAACUGGAAAUUUACUUAUUUGAAACAAUAUUGUGGUUACGCGAAAGCAAUGUGCGUAUUUGAUAAUACGGGAACAGUUGUCUUUGCCUUCUGUAUGGCGUUUUGGGGUACUGUCUUCCUUUAUCAGUGGAAAAGGUAUUAUACUACACUGUCACUCCACUGGAACAUUCAAAAUGAAGAAGACGUAGAAGAUAUAAGUAAACAGCGCCAAGAGAUCCUUCGCAACCCCACCCUUGUCACUAUAAAAAAUAAUGCUAUCACUGUUAUUGUUUGCUUGGCAAUGAUGCUAAUUGUGUUAACUGCAAUUUUCGGUACCAUUAUAUACAGGCUUACGGUAACUGAUUUAAUAAACGCCAGCAAUGUGAAGAUCCUAAAGAACAAUACCUCAUUUUUUACAAUGACCACAGGAUCGCUUUUAAGUGUUAUGUUCAUGAAAGUAUUUAACAAAUGGUACGGAAAAAUUUCCAUUUGGCUCACCGAAAACGAAAAUCCCAAAACUCAAGAACAAUUUGACAAGUCAUACAUUCACAAGCGGUUUUUGCUUUCAUUCGUCAACAACUACGCGACCAUGGUUUAUAUAAGUUUCGUAAAGGGAAAGUUGUACACAUACCCGGGAGAGAAGGGUUCGUGGAUACUAACGCACUUUCACGCAGACAUAUGUCACCCGGCGGGAUGUAUUAUGGGCAUUUGCAUCCAACUGGCUUUUGUAAUGUUAUUCAAGAGUCUGGUAGGAAACAUUUAUUCUGCCAUGAUGCCAGCAUGUAAAAAACGCUUGAAAUGGGGGAUUUCGCAAUCAACAAAUGAAGAUUUGCCACGGUGGGAACAAGACUUCGAAUUACGGGAAGUUGAGAGAUAUUUUCUUGUCGGGGAAUAUAUGGAAAUUGUCAUGCAGUACGGGUUUGUUACAUUUUUUGCCGCCGCCUUCCCUUUAGCUCCACUCUGUGCACUGAUAAAUAAUAUUCUGGAGCUAAGGACUGAUGCACAUAAGUAUGUCCGAAUCUGUCGCCGACCAGUUCCCAUCUGUACCGGAUCCAUGAAUGUGUGGAUUAAUUUAUUGAAAGCCAUGUCUAGCAUGAGUAUAAUUAGCAAUGCCUUCAUAAUAGCAUUUACGAGUAAUAUUGUCAAGCGAGAGCUAUACAGAGCGAAACAUGAUUACAUGCUUAAAGGAUUUAUAAAUAGUACACUUUCAGUUUUUGAUCCGAAAGACCUCAAAGGCAAUUUCACUCACAGCGAUCUUGAAAUGUGCUACUAUCGCGGAGAAAGAAAUUCACCGGGUACUCCAGACCAAUACAAGCUUUCCGGUCAGUUUUGGUUAGAAUUAUCCGUUAGAUUCAUAGUAGCGAUAUUUUUCGAGCAUAUUAUGUUAAUGUUCACUGGUAUUUUGAGCAGUAUGAUGCCCAAUGUAACGCCCUUGGUCAAGAUGGAAUUAAAACAUCAAAACAUCGAGUUGAAACAAAAACAAAUGAAAGCUGAUAAAAAUGUUCCUAGAGGGACAAAUGUUUUUAAGGAAUAACAAGUUGA
Photinus pyralis (common eastern firefly) is the source of this 2401-nucleotide messenger RNA. Its product is annotated as anoctamin-3-like. NCBI's taxonomy places the organism in Eukaryota, Metazoa, Arthropoda, Insecta, Coleoptera, Lampyridae. The coding region runs from base 39 to 2393 and encodes 784 amino acids. The transcript is spliced from 15 exons. Gene Ontology annotation, molecular function: protein dimerization activity; chloride channel activity. The record is from RefSeq and is a predicted model, not a curated record. Gene Ontology annotation, biological process: chloride transmembrane transport. Gene Ontology annotation, cellular component: plasma membrane.